Messenger RNA from Acanthopagrus latus (yellowfin seabream), 2910 nucleotides. RefSeq names its product family with sequence similarity 167 member B (gene fam167b). The record is from RefSeq and is a predicted model, not a curated record. Lineage: Eukaryota; Metazoa; Chordata; Actinopteri; Spariformes; Sparidae. The transcript is spliced from 2 exons. The coding region runs from base 125 to 685 and encodes 186 amino acids.
UAAGUGAGCCUGUCCUGUGCGGGAUGGGCGGUCACUGCCUCUUAUAAAGGAGGUGAGGACCUGUUGCGCUCUCAUCGCCGAGCUGCCGAUCCAGACAGCGAAUUCCUCAAGGGGCGCAUUCAUCAUGGAUUCUAAAGAGUUCGGAGACGAGUCCUCCGAGGGAGACACCGAGGAUCUGGACAGCGUGAAAGCACUCACAGAGAAGCUGAAGCUACAGACCCGCAGACCAUCCUAUCUGGAGUGGCAGGAGCGGGUGCAGAGCCGGCCGUGGAUCGAGAGUUAUUCGGCGCACAGUCCGGAGUCUGGAGGAGAAGUGGUUUCCCUGCCUGCGACUCAGAGGAACGACUCGGAGGUGGUUGUGCGCAACAUCUGUGGCUUUGACACUAUUGAUGAUGCUUUGGACUUUCUGAGAAAAGAGCUGAGGGAGAUGCAGGUUCAGGACAACCGUCUGGCCCGCCAGCUGAUCCGGCUGCGCGGGGAGAUCCACCGGCUGAAAGUGGAGCAGGUGUGCGACCGCCACAAGGAGAUGCUGGACGAUGCGACGUACGAGCUGGAGGAGUGUGGCGAGGAGUCGGACCUGCUGUGCGACAUCCCGAUGAAGGCUGCCUUCGCUCUGUCCACCCCGCUCAAACACCUGGGCCUCACCAAGAUGAACAUCAACUCCAGGCGUUUCUCACUGUGUUGAAACCUCUAACUUCAGCCGUGUAACAUCCAGGACAUUCCCCUCACCUCCCAUGUGUUUGUGUUGGCAAGUAGGGUUAUUUCCUCUUUUGGAGGAAGGUGUGUUUCAGGAUAGAGCGAAGGGAGACUGCCAGUUCUGGUGCCCUAGGUGGAAGUGAAAAUGACUCCUUUGAUUUCUCACCUUGGCCUGACAUGCAUGAAGAAGCGUCGGCAUGCAGGCCUGCAGGGGCACACACCCAUAAUACAAACAUGCCCUCCUGGUGGCAGGAGCAUCUGCUGCGCCACUGUUAACUGUUCUUUACACAGUGCAGUGUUUAUUAGAGUACUUAGGUGAAGACUAACUAGACUGAACUGUAAAUGUAGAUAUGGAAAGGGCGUUAUGUUCAGGAUCUUAUUCCCAAUGAUUUGGUGACGUGCAAAACGAAGUUUCAUAUGUGCCAAGACAGAAGUUCAAUACAGUUACAGGAAGAGUAGUGCUGAUUUUCUCGGAGAUUGUCAUAGAAAAAGAAGAGGGUCACUUCAGAAUAGAGGACAGUGUCUUCUGACAGCUAGUCUUAUUUUUGUGUACCAGUCGUUCCCAGCCUAGGUGUCAGGACCCAGACAAGGCAUCACGACACAAAUCUGAGAGGUCGUGAGCUGAUUAGAACUGAAUCGCCAGAGUAAAUGUAGGCACUGUGUAUUUCUGCAAACCUCUGAAACUUAACUUUUUGAGUGUUGCAAAACUACAAAUUAUAUGUUCAAUUUUCAAUUUCAUGUUUUGAUGAUACUAUGCUUAUGGUUGGGUUAGAUUUAGGCACUAAAACCACUUUAUGGUUAUGGUCAGGGAAAGAUCAUGUUUUGGCUUAUAUGGCUCUAUGAUGACUUCUCAGUAAAAUUAUCAAGUAUUAGCUAGAAAUUAUCCAGGUUUUUCAUCAAAAAUGCCAAUUAUAGGACUAGAAAAUGUCCAGACACCUUGUUGAAAAUAUCCAGCGGUUUCACGGUUACAGAUUUUAAAACACCACCUGAAACAGCGAUCUCUUACGUGGCAGCUGUACAAAUGCUGAAAUGCUGUCUGGAUCAAUGUUCUCUCAUGAAAAAUAUCCAGCGGGUUAGAUUGUACAGAUUUUUAAAACACCAUCAACAAACAGUGGUCUCUCGCGAAACGUUCUAUCAAACAGUGGACUUUCGCCUUAGGCAGUACUGAUGUUGAAAUGCUGUCUUGAGCAAAAGUCUUUUCGUAAAAAUAUCCAGUGGUUUCGCUCUAACAAAUGUUAAAACACUGUCUCAAAGAGUUAUCUCUCACUUGGCAGCAGUAUAAAUGCUAAAAUUUUAUCUUGAACCGUGGUCUCUUGUCAAAAAUAUGCAGUGGUUUUGCACUUACGGAUGUUAAAACACCAGCACAACCAGUGGUCUCUCCCCUAACAGCAGACCAAAUGUUGAAACACUGACUGAAACAGUGGUCUCUCACUUGGCAGCAGUACAAAUUGUUAACAUGCUUACCGCGUGUCGAAAGGCCUCGCUGUCAUAUCACCACCAACCCCUCCUCCUCCAGACAUGAUACUCAGAUGCUCCAUUUUAACAGCUCACAAGAGAAAAAGGUACGGAGUCACUGCUUUACAUUACUUGUACUAGUACAUUUUUUGUGGAGUUGACUGAAAUAGAAAAAGUACGAAGGUGGCAUAUCUGGUGUGGACCGGUCGGAUAAAGGAAACGUUCGCCAGCCCUUUAGUGUAAAUUCAGUGAAUCUGUUGAAGCCUUCAUCUAGCAGACUGUCUCUAACUUUGUCCUCAAAGGAAGUGGGAGGUCACACUCCAGCAUUUUUACACCUUGUCUUCACAAUCCAAAAAUAUCUCCAUAGCCUCACCACUGCAGUGACAGCACCCAGGAAGCUAUGCUUAAUGCAUUUUGUUUUCCAUUACCAUGUCCAGAUGCUGCAGAGCACAGCUUGGAAACUAUAUAUGGCUGGACAAGUGACCAAGUGUAUUUUGUCGCUGCGUGGGCAGUUGAGGGAGAGUUAAAAUCAUUCAUCAUGUUGCUUACUCGUAACAACAAAUAGGAAGAAGGUAUUUUUGUUGAUUGUAAAUAUAAAAAGAACGCUAAAAUUAGCCUUAUUAGAUUGCUAAAUCAUGCUACUGUAAUAUGAAUGUAUCUACAUGACAAAUGAGUGUAAAAGCAAAAUGCCUUAAAAUGUAAAGUUGUUAUUUUCUGUUGUACAUACAAGACAAUGUUGAAUAAACUUAACUUUAUCUA